CUGCACACAAACCCUAGCUCAGAUUUUUAAUUUUCUCUCAUUUAUUGAGAGAACCUUUUUUAAUUUUGAGCAUUUUGAGCAAAAUAUCUCAUUUAUUGACGAUAAUGAGUCAGUUUCUCUCACAUGUGUUGCUGUGUUUACAUCAUUUUUGAUAGACUUGCGGAAAUAUUUGCGCAAAAAGUGAGAGUCAGAAGUAAUUAUUUAAUAAUAUUUGGUACCUGUUGCACUAUUCUUGAUUUGUUUAUGAUUUUUAAGAUUCUGCUGUGCAAAUAGUUUGUGGAAUUGUAUAAAAAUGAUUUGAUUCUGAGGAAAGAUAUCAAUUGAGUUAAAAGUGUCGUAUAAGGAAGAGUAAAAAGAACAAAUAAUAAUAAAAAGUGACGAAUAAAAGUAAAAGAUCCCCGAAAACUCGAAACAAACGUUGGGAUAAAUAUUGAAGAUAGCCGAAACUUUGACAACAGUGUAAUUUUAAUAACCGAAUGAUCGACAAACAGCAUAAAAACCUUAUUAUUUGACAAUUUUAAACCGUCUAAGUGCCAAAAGUUUAACAUACAUAACCUCAAAUUUAAAAAAGUGCCAAAUAACCUCAAAAGUUCGAGAGCCAGUCAUCUGCAGUUCAAAAAAUCAACUUGAACCUCAAUAUCACCACUAAAAAGUGUCAUAACCUCAAAAAUUAUCCCAAAAAACAUUAAAUAACCUCAAAAAUGUCAUCAACACAAGAAACAGUCAACAAAAGCAUCUCAGUCGACGACAUGCUAGACGAAAUUCCAGAACCACCAAUAAUCAACCACCAGCACCAAAUAAAUAAUGACAAAAUCUCAGAUUCUGAUGACUCUUUCAAAUCAAUUGAAAAUUUCGUGCCAAUCAAACUGAAAUUCAUCAAAAAGUUUGCAAAAGUGUCUGGAAAAAUAGCCAAAGAUGAUCUUGAAGAGCUUUUGCUGCUAAAAGUAACAGAGUCGAUGGUCUACAGAACCAAGUAUGCUGAAAUUCGAGUUAAACUUGACAUUUAUGAAGAUUUAAUGCAAAGACAAAGAACUCGACUUGAAUUACUUGAAAAGCAAUACGCAGACUUGCAAGUGACACAUGAAAGAAUUUUAACAGCAAUGCGAGAGAAUCCACAAGCUCCAAUUGAGCCAUUAAAGAUUGUCAGAGCUGUGAGUUGUCAAGUUUAUCAACAAUCAGCUGAAUAUGUCAACACUGAUCCAAUUGUUAUUGGAGAUUCUCCAAAGAAAAAGAGGACAAGGAGGAGAAUUAAUGAAAACCUGACUGAAAAGGGCAAAAAAGAAAGAAAUGAUAAAGUGGGAAUCGAUUCUAGUGAUGAGCAUGAAGAGAAUAAUAGAAAAGUGACAAGAUCAAGUGAAAGAAAACAGGAUAAAUCGAAAGAAAACAAGAGUUUUGAAGACAGAUCGUCAAAUAAACAGAUUAAUGAUGACAAGCUCAAUCAGACUGGAAGCUCAACUAAAAAUACAUCAAACUCUUCAGAAAAAGAACUUGAAUCCAAUAAAAAACAAACAAAGACUGCUGAUCAAAAUUCAUCAAGAUCCAAGAACAAUAAGACAACAGAUUCUCAAAAGUCAUCAAAAAGCAAUCAAAAUCCUGAAGAAAAUGAGCUUAACUCUUCAAACUUCGACAAAGUUUUAACAUUCAGUGAAAGCAAUCAAGCCCAAAUACCCAACAACCGUGGAACAAAACGAAAAGCAACAACAAUUUUGGAAAUGUUUGAAAAGAAAGCUAAGAACUCUACUGAAGAUACAAAGGAUUCAGCCAACAAUCAAAAAUCCAAGACUUCUAAGGAAAAUAAAUCUAAAAAUAGAUCAAGAUCUUCACAAGAAUCAGAUUCUGACAAUGAUGUGACCCUAAUUGAAGAUGAUGAAGACAAACCAAAGACAAAAAGACAACAAACUUUGAAAUUUUCGUCCGAACUUGACUUUGAACUGCCAAGAGCUCUUAAAAAAUUAGCAAAAGCAACGAAACUUAUUGAGUCAAGUGCAAAGACAACUGAUAACAAAUUAGAAUCAAAAACUGACAACAUAACAUCAAAAUCAAAGAAGACUGACGAGAAAUCAAUUAACAUAACCUCAAAAAUUGACAAACUAACCUCAAACAUUAGUAAAAAUACAAAGAAUGAUGACAAAACUGUAAAGCAAAGCAAUCUAACCUCAAAAUCAGGUUCAUCAUCACCUGAUUCAAACAUCAGAUCACCAGAAAGUGUCUUGUCAUCGUCACCAGAACCAGAACAUUCCAUCCCAGUUCAAAAGAGCUUCAAAGUUCCAACGACAAAACCAAAAGCUAUUCGACCUGGUCCGAAAUGUUCCAAAUUGUCAAAUCAAAUUGUUGGAACUGGAAAAUUAGAAGCUGGAGAUUCAAUACCUCAAGAAUCAAGUUCAUUGCUCGAAGUAUCUAACAAGCUUCUUAAUGGAUCAAAUCGUUUUGAAAACAACUUCAAAAAUCCACAAAAUAUGGCUAGAAACUUACAAAAUGGCGGUUCCAAUUUAUACAAGAACGUGAAUUACCCAUCAAGUGCCACAAAAAUCCCACCAAGUCCUUUUGACUCAGCGAAAAAGUCAUCAAACUUCGAUCAAUCUUUCGACUCUCUCAAUUUCUCAUCCUGUAGUUCACUAGACACAUUGAGCUCAUUCAAAUCUUCGGCUAAUUUAGUCACAUCAACGCCAUUAAAGGCAGUCGAUCAAGGUCAAGCUAAGACGGUCAAGAGAACACUGGACAUGAAUUUCAAUGAAAAUUCAUCUAGCAAAGUUCCUAAACUUCCAACUAGAGGACCACAGUUGAUUCAUCCAAGCUUAAAGCAAUCGAUUCCAGCACCGACAAUAAAAGUUGAAAAAGUCAAUAACGGAAUCAGAAUAAGUUGGAGAAUUGAUAAUUUUAAGGCAUCCGAUCACGCAGACGUUCAAAGUUAUCAGAUUUAUGCUUAUGAGGAAAUGCCUGGAAGUGCUAAAAUAAGCACUGACGAUUGGAAGCUAGUUGGUGAUGUCAAGGCAUUACUGCUUCCGAUGGCUGUAACUUUGAGGGAAUUUAAUGAAAAUCAGAAGUUCCAUUUCGCAAUCAGAGCUGUUGAUGUUCAUAAGCGACUUGGUGAGUUCAGUGAACCGAAGUCUUGGGAAUGAAUUUGAGGUUUUAAGAAUGAAUUGCUGUAAAUAAAAUAAAAUCUUGACAAUAAAAGUUUAA
Molecule: messenger RNA, 3180 nt
Organism: Chironomus riparius
Lineage: Eukaryota; Metazoa; Arthropoda; Insecta; Diptera; Chironomidae
Source: the annotation of a GenBank genome assembly